Molecule: messenger RNA, 5649 nt
Organism: Cimex lectularius (bed bug)
Lineage: Eukaryota; Metazoa; Arthropoda; Insecta; Hemiptera; Cimicidae
Gene: Rab3-GEF
Product: MAP kinase-activating death domain protein
Exons: 36
Coding region: 346-5529 (1727 amino acids)
Biological process (GO): regulation of Rab protein signal transduction; regulation of apoptotic process
Cellular component (GO): cytosol
Molecular function (GO): guanyl-nucleotide exchange factor activity
Source: RefSeq, a predicted model, not a curated record
AUAACCUCUCCUGUGGAUAUCGGCGAACGGGAGAAAGGGGGUGGCUUGUGCGCCAAGAUACUCGUGAAGAGGGGAGCUGCGUCACAGGGAGAAGCUUAUUGAUUCAGCCUGGUUUUCUCAUUGGUUCAGUAGAGCUGACUUGGGACUCCGUCGACGAACACCACUCACACCCAAACAACAUCAGAGCAAUGGAAGGGGCUGCUAUACACCUUAGACGAAGAAAAACUCUCACAGAAGUGCAUUUCAGUCAUAAAAAUGAAACAUAACUAUAAAUUAAUAACAAAAUGGACAAUUAUUUGAUAUUUUGUGAAAUGUUUUAGUUAAAUUUCUGCAUUUUUGUAAAUUAUGGAUAUACAGAAAAAGUUUCUAUGUCCCCGUUUAGUAGAUUAUUUAGCAAUAGUUGGUGGUCGUCCUUCAUCUCCUAGGAAUGCAAAUAAUGCCUCCCCUGCAGUCCAGGUUCCUGAAUUGCUGCGUCGAUACCCUGCUGAAGAUCACAAAGACUUUCCCCUUCCACUUGACAUGGUUUAUUUUUGUCAACCAGAGGGAUGUGUCUCUGUCGGUCCUAAGCGAACUGCAUUGCGAGAUGCUACUUCUUUUGUUUUUACACUCACCGAGAAAGAUUCAGGAAAGUGUCGCUAUGGGAUCUGUGUUAAUUUCUAUAGACCGAUUGAUCGACCUGGAGCUGGUACCUCUCAAAGAAGAGACAUGCACCUACGAAGAGAAUCAUGGAGAAAAAGCAUGGAAAAGAGUUCAGAUUCUGCAUUUUCAAGUGACUACAAAAGCAACUUAGCACCAAGUGAUUCAGACCGGGAUUGUCCUAGCAGGAGAGACUCAGAACCCUCCCAUCCGAUAAACAGGCUUGCACCAAUACAAUGUGAUAGCGAAAGUGGAGGUUCACAUAGCCCAAGCCCAAGGGCCAGUAGGAAGCGACAGAGACUGAGGAAUCAUUCUUUGACAUCUCUUUGCCUCCUGACCCACCAUCCUUUUUUUUCAAUAUUCAGAGAAUGCCUUUUCAUAUUGAAAAGACUUAUUGAUGCAUGCAAUGAUAAUUCGUCACCAAGGAGAGUAGGAGCUUCAAGGCAGAUUAAUAGCUUCAAAUGCUCUUAUCCCAGUGUCUGGGGUGUAUUGACUGGCAAAGGUAUCAUUGACUCUACUGCAUCAGUUGUCUUGCACGAUGUGAGGGAGAUAGAAACAUGGAUUCUCCGUCUGCUAAGUGCUCCGGUACCAGUCCCAGGGAAAACUAGAGUUGAGGUUGAAGUACUGUCACCACAUCUUCAUCCACCACUCAACUUUGCUCUUCCAGAUCACACAAGGUUUUCACUGGUAGACUUUCCCCUCCAUCUACCUUUAGAAUUGUUAGGGGUGGAUACAUGCCUUAAUGUCCUUUCUUUAAUUUUGUUAGAACAUAAGUUAGUAUUACAAUCCCGUGAUUACAAUGCUCUAUCCAUGUCUGUGAUGGCUUUUGUAACAUUGAUAUAUCCUCUUGAAUACAUGUUUCCUGUGAUACCACUAUUGCCUACAUGCAUGAGCUGCGCUGAACAGCUAUUGCUUGCACCGACUCCUUUUGUCAUUGGGAUUCCAGCAAGUUUCCUUAUGUUCAAAAAAAAUUUUAAAUUGCCGGAUGAUGUCUGGUUGGUUGAUUUGGAUAGCAAUAAAAUAACACCACCUUCAUGCCCAACGGAAGACGUACCUCCAUUGCCAGAACCUGAGGGAAAUAUUCUGAAGAAUCAUUUAAAACAAGCAUUGAGUAGCCUUUGUGGUCCUUCGCCAAUGCCCUCAACAGGACUUCACACCCAUCCAAAUACAACUCCUAGGGAGCUGGGAAACAUGCUCAGAAGAGAAAGUAUGAACCCCAUACUUCAGCUCCCUCAAUACCAACAAGUUAAUUUAGGGUACAGUCCAAUGCAAAAAGGUGAUGUACCACUUCAUCAAAACUACCACCACCAGAUUCCAACACCCCAAAGUUUCAAUCCAUUUAUUUAUGGAAAUGAUGUAGAUUCUGUCGAUGUUGCAACUAGGGUUGCCAUGGUACGGUUCUUUAAUUCUCAGAAUUUGCUGGUAAAUUUCACAGAGCAUACAAGGACAUUGAGACUAUACCCGAGACCAGUUGUGGCUCUGCAAAUAAACAGCUUCUUAAGAUCAAGACCUAGAAUCUCUGCUUUUCUACAAAAGUUUGCUAGGACUCAGGCCGUGGAAUUUCUUGCAGAGUGGUCAUUGACUCCUAGUAAUGUUGCCUUCCUAAGAGUUCAAACUGGAGUAUGUGAUCCAGCACAAAUAGGAGAUAAAUCAAAAUGGUUUAAUCACACUUUAGAACCCAUACUGUUUAGAGUAUGGGAUGAUAAUAGUUCACUAGCCACAGCUUUAAAUUAUCUUCCUCAGCAGGAACAACCAACAGAUGAGAGUGGAUCUGAUUCUGAAGGAGCAGACAGUUCAAGCUCUUCAUAUUCAUCUCUAAGUGAUUUUGUAUCUGAAAUGGUAUCUUCUGAUUUGUCACCAAGUUUUGUGAUGGCAGACACUGGAGCUGUAGGUCUCUCAAGCAGUGUUGAAAUACAAGCUGUCUAUCACCCACCCUCCACACUACAACUUCCUGGAGAAACAGCUGGUGAAUCAUCCCCUUCCCAUUCGAGGUCUCCUGCUUCUCAAAGAUCAUCAUCAGAAUCAUCCAGUGAUGACAGUGAAGGCAGUGAGCAAGAAAUUAAUGAGAAGGACAAAAGUAUAGGUCGUGAAGUAGAGCGAACUACGCCAACCUCAGGAGAGCAAACUGAAAUUCAUGGUAGAAGGCUUGUAAAGUCUACACCAUCUCAAUGUAGUUCCGGAGGAAGCCCACAAAGGAAAUCUAGCCUGACUGGUCUUAUAGGUAGAGCAAGUAGUUUUGGAUCAAGCCCACCAUUGUCACACCAGGGGUCUAUACUUGAAACUUUUACAAGUCAUGCAAAGGAGCUUGUACGGGAAACAAAAAGACAAAGUAGUCAAGAGGGCCUUUUAGCUCACGUAGAUAAGUUAACCAUCCAUGCAAAAAAAGCAGCUGGAGAGGCACACAAAACUGCCCUUGAAGCCAGUAAACAAGCAGCAGGUGUUAGCAAAAAUACAUUUGAAGAUCUUACUUAUGUUGGGAAAAGUACAUUGGGAGAUGUAACAAAAAGUGUCAAACAAGUUGCUUCAAAGAAAGGAUUGCUUAAGGCUCUUGGAGAAUCAAGCGAUUCCUUAACAUCACCACCAACAACUCCAGGAUCUCAGUCUACGACUCUUGCUCAGCCAGAUUUAAGUAGGACAGCUGGACGUGACUUUUUCUCAAAUAUUACCAGUGAUAUCAAUGGAUUGGCAGCUCAGACUACUAGCAUGUUCAGUGAUUUUUUUGGGAAUAAAAAUCCUCGAAAUACUAAUGUGAAAACUCAGUCUGUAACAGCUCAACCAAAAGAAAAAACACAGAUGUUUGGGCCUUUCCCAAAAGGUGGCAGAAAAGGAUUUACAGACCGUCCAAGUUUAAUCAGACAUGUUAGUGUGCAAGGCAGAAGAGAAGAUUUGCAAAGGCAGUCUACAGUUGAACGAAACAUCAGCAAUGAUGAAAACCAAGCAUUCCUUAAACAGAUUAUCAACCAAGUUCUUGAAGGCGAAGGAGUUGGCUGGCUAAAACUCAAUAGGCUGAAAAAGCUCAUGGAGGAUGAAAACUAUAGAACAUUUGUUGUAACAAAACUCAAUAAAACUUUAGAUAAAAAAAUAAGCCCAACCGACCACAUCGAUGAUGUUUGUGUUACUCGGUCGGUUUGGAAAGGAAUGUUAAAAGUAAUACAAGCUGUUGUUUAUGGUCUAGAAGUCACCUAUGCAAAUUAUGGAUUAGGUGGCAUGGCUUCAGUGUUUCAAGUAUUGGAAAUUGCUCAUACCCACUAUUGGACAAAAGAUCUUACUGAUCCAAGUGGCCUAGAUUCUAACAUUUUGUCACAAACACCUAGUCCUUAUGGAAGCAGAGAAAACUUAAAUUCCCCAAUGAGCCCUUCUAGCUCCCCAAUACCUUCAGCCCACACGUCUCGCAAAUCCAGCCAAACUGGUGCAUGUCCUGAAAGUGUGACUACGUCUCAUCCACCUUCUCUUCGGCUUAUACAAGAUUCAUUAGAUGCAAGUUCUGAACUCCCUCAACAAUCUACAACAGAAAUGUUUAGAGAGAUGUUUAACCAAAAACGCCAAAUGCUCUUUUCUAAAUUGUCUUCUAUAGAUAAUGAGGGAGGAGAGUUGAGAAGGAGCAGCCCAGAUACUGGCUCAGAGACUGGUAGCAUAAUAACAAAUCCUUCAUUCUUCAAUCGUGGCCAUAAGAACAACUCUUCCUUCAGGAGUACCGUGUCUGACAGUGAGGUUGAGCAGGGAAAUUUUCCGAGGCAGACAAAGCUUCGUACACCAAGUGUUUGGUCAAGCAAGUCUUCUCUAAGUGCUGGCUUUAGAUAUCAUGGGGGAGCAAUUGUACCUUCAACAACACCCAGCCCAGAGACUGGUCGGACCUAUUUAUUUGAAGGACUUUUGGGAAAGGAAAGGUCAUCGUUAUGGGAUCAGAUGCAGUUUUGGGAAGAUGCAUUUUUAGAUGCAGUGAGCCAAGAAAGAGACAUGAUAGGAAUGGACCAAGGACCUAUCGAAAUGAUGGAAAGGUAUAAAUGGUUAAGUGAAACUGAAAGAAAAAGGCUGGAGCAUGAAGAAGAUCGUUUACUUUCAACUAUGCUAUAUAAUCUUACUGCAUUCAUGCUAAUGCUGUCUGUAAAUAAAAAUGAACUGAAACACAAAAUCAGACGUUUGCUUGGAAAGAGUCAUACUGGGCUUGUUUACAGCCAAGAAGUAAAUCUGCUUUUAGACCAGAUCAAUAACUUGCAAGGAAAUGAUAUUGACUUGAAGCCAGUGGCUUCUAGGCUGUCUCAGAGACACACAUUUACAGUGCAUAUGGGAACUGAUCAAAGUGGGGAACUUCUUUUCAUUGAAGUCAGGGAGGAUGGCUUAGCACUGCGAGGUGUGAAUGGUGUAAUGGUUCGACGAUGGUGGUAUGAAAGACUUGUCAACAUGACAUACAGCCCUAAAACCAAAGUGCUUUGUAUAUGGAUAAAAAAUUCAGGACAGACACAACUUCAUAAGUUUUAUACAAAAAAAUGCAAAGAUGUGUACUGCUGCAUUAAAGAGAGCAUGGAAGGGCGAGGCAACUCUGAAUUGAAAGGCAUUGAACCAGGUGGCGAAUUUCCAAUUGAAGAUCUUUCUACUGGUGAAGGUGGUCUCCUCCAUGUCUGCAUGGAAGGUGUUGGGCUUCUGUUUGCCAAUAGCAAGGAUUUCGAGUUCUUCAUAAAGCUGGAACACAUAAGGAAGUGUUUCACGCAAAAGGGAGGAAUAUUUGUCUUAGAAGAAUUUAAUCCAAAAAAUAGACAAGUAACACAACGCAGAUACAAAUCAUCAAUGACGGAUCAGAUCUGUUAUUCAGUUCUAUGUAUAUUUUCUUAUGUGGCAGCAGGGCAAGAGAAGAAGUUGCAAACAUCCAAGAAACCUCAAAAGAGUUUCAACUAAAACAUCUAAAAUAGUGGACGUUAAAACAAAAAUGAAACUGUCAUUAUUGAUCGUUCUGUCUGUAUUUGAAAAGUUGUGAUAAAAAUAUCUUUCUUAGAUUAAAAUAAUUGUGAUUGACAA